AUGGCGACUACAGCGUUGUUGUCUGUGCCAACAAAACGGGCGUCUGAUGUGAAUAUCGUAAAACCUUUGAGACACCUGAUUUCUUCCCAUUACAAUUCAGCUGAUAAUCCUGAAGACUAUUCAGAAGCAAUUAAUGAACUAAAUAAGCUUCGCAACCAAGCACUGUGGAAGGUGUUGGAUAAAUAUGACAACUCGCUGGAUCUAAUAUACACUUACUAUGAUCAGCUGACUACUUUGGAAUCUAAAGUCCCACCAUCUGAAGUUCAAAUUCCAUUUAAAUGGAAAGAUGCAUUCAAUAAAAUGACAUCAUUUUUUGCUAAUGGAAAAGUCAGUCUAACCCUUAGUUCAUUUGCUUAUGAAAGAGUAUGUGUACUUUUCAAUAUUGCUGCUCAACAAAGUGCUAUAGCAGCUGCACAAAAUUUAGAAACUGAUGAGGGAUUGAAACUUGCUGCCAAAUUUCUUCAACAAUCUGCUGGUAUAUUCAAUUAUUUAAAAACUACAGUGAUGAAUGUCAUUCAACAAGAUCCAACUCCAGAUUUAAAUCCUGAUAUGUUAGCAAUGUUAUCAUCACUUAUGUUAGCCCAAGCUCAAGAAGUUUUUAUUAUUAAAGCUAAUAAAGAUAAAAUGAAAGAUCAAUCCAUAGCUAAAUUGUGUGCACAAUGUGAAGAAUAUUAUACGGAAGCAAUGAAAAUGAUGGAAAGAGAACAAGUUAUGAUGUCAUUAGAUAAAGACUGGACUUCACAUGUGUAUGGAAAACAAGCAAUGUUUUAUGCUAUGACUCAAUAUUAUCAAGCUAUGGUCUGUAAGAACAAUAAAACUAUUGGUGAACAAAUAGCUAGACUUCAUUUGGCCAUUUCAUUUCUUAAAGUUGGCCAAGAUCGAUGUGGUCGUAGUUUUUAUAAUGAGUUGCUAAAUAAAGCUGUACAGGAAUUAAAUGAAGCAAAAAAAGAUAAUGAUUUUAUUUAUCAUGAACGAAUUCCUGAUGUAAAAAAUCUAGAACCGGUAACUAAAGUUGCAAUUGCUAAACCUACUCCUGUUCCUACAAAGUUGUCUGCCAAAUUUAAAGAUCUAUUUGAAGAUUUAGUGCCAAUAUCAGUUCAACAAGCACUUAGUGCAUAUGAUGUUCGUAAAACAGAACUUGUCAAUUCAGAAAUUGCUAAAUUAAGAGAAUCUACUCAAAUAUUAAACGGAUGUCUAGCUUCUUUGAAUUUGCCAGCAGCAUUAGAGGAUGUUAAAGGUGUAGGAAUACCUCAGUCACUUGUAGAAAAAUCAAAUAGUGUACGAAUUAAUGGCGGAGUUAAAAAAUUAGAAACUAUGAUUAAAGAAUUACCAGAGUUAUUAAAACGAAAUGAAGAGAUUAUUAAUGAGUCUGAACGGAUGUUAAAUGAAGAACAGACAUCUGAUGAACAGCUUCAAGCACAGUUCAAAGAAAAAUGGAAUCGUACAAAAUCUAGUUCUCUUACACAGGUGUUCAGAGUCAAUAUUACCAAAUAUCGUGAGAUAAUUAAAAAUGCAACAUCUGCUGAUAAGAUGAUUCGUGAAAAGUUUGAAACUCAUAAACGAGCAAUAUAUUUGCUUUCUGAAGGUCAGGAGGCCAUGCAAAGUAUACUGCCAGUUGGAUCAAAUUCUAGUGUCAAUUUUGCUAAUUCUACAGCUGCUGAUAAAUUAAAACACUUAAUGGAAGAAGUAGAAAUAUUAAAAAAUGAAAGAGAUGUUAUUGAAACUGAAUUAAAAUGUGCCACAACUGACAUGAAAUCAAAAUUCUUAAAUGCCUUGUCUGAAGAAGGAUCUAUUCAUGAAGCAAAUUUGUCAACAGAGAGCUUGGAUCAAUCUUAUGGACAUUUGCAAGCUCAAAUUCGUGAUAGUCAGGCUAAACAAGAAAAGCUUUUAUCCAAUAUACAAGUGGUGAAUGCAGAAUUUUGUAGAGAAAAAAGUGGUACUGGCCAAAGGGAUGCUUUAUUUAAAGAGUUAGCCGCUGGUUAUGAUGUUUAUAAUGAUUUGCAGAAUAAUUUAAUGGAAGGAACUAAAUUUUAUAAUGAUUUGACUGAAAUUUUAAUUACGGCACAAAACAAAAUAUCCGAUUUUUGUUUUGCUCGAAAAGCAGAAAAAGAAGAAUUACUAAAAACAUUAACUUCAGAUUUGAGUAGAGAAAAACCAAUUUCAUUACCAACUCCUGCUCCUGUGACAAACCAACAAUCUCCUGCAAAUUCAUCAGUCAGUGCUCAGCUCCCUUAUCCAAUGCAACCACAAGGAAUGCCUUUACCAUAUACACUUCCAAGGACUGGACCAUAUCCAACUGCGUACAUGUGUGCUCCUCCUAUGCCAACUACUUAUAAUCCUUAUGCAACACUUCAUUAUCAGCCACAAGCUUAUCAAAAUUAUCCAGCCCAAAAUCAAUCUCAAUAUCCGCCUCAAUAUCCACAACAAUAUCCACCACAAAAUCAGCAACAACCCCCAUGGUAAAUGUGAUUUAAUGUCUAAUUAGAAUUUUUUAUAAUUCUACAUAAUGGUUUUUGAACAUCCAUUAUCAUUAUAUUUAUUUUUAUU
Messenger RNA from Sipha flava (yellow sugarcane aphid), 2547 nucleotides. RefSeq names its product programmed cell death 6-interacting protein (gene ALiX). Bases 1 to 2463 code for a protein of 820 amino acids. The record is from RefSeq and is a predicted model, not a curated record. Gene Ontology annotation, cellular component: endosome. The transcript has 16 exons. Gene Ontology annotation, molecular function: protein binding. NCBI's taxonomy places the organism in Eukaryota, Metazoa, Arthropoda, Insecta, Hemiptera, Aphididae. Gene Ontology annotation, biological process: mitotic cytokinesis.